Molecule: messenger RNA, 2324 nt
Organism: Cyprinodon variegatus (sheepshead minnow)
Lineage: Eukaryota; Metazoa; Chordata; Actinopteri; Cyprinodontiformes; Cyprinodontidae
Product: mitochondrial glutamate carrier 1-like
Exons: 9
Coding region: 99-1103 (334 amino acids)
Biological process (GO): malate-aspartate shuttle; L-glutamate transmembrane transport; aspartate transmembrane transport
Molecular function (GO): L-aspartate transmembrane transporter activity; L-glutamate transmembrane transporter activity
Source: RefSeq, a predicted model, not a curated record
CCUUGCUCUGUGUCUCUCAGGGACUCUCAGCCUGCUCUCCUUCCGUGGCCUGCUUUCUAUCUCUGACCAACAUUUGCACGCACAAACAACCAAGAACCAUGGCCCAGCAGCAACAAAUUAGCUUACCUGCCAAACUAAUCAAUGGAGGGAUUGCAGGCAUAGUUGGAGUCACCUGUGUGUUCCCAAUAGACCUGGCCAAGACCCGCCUGCAGAACCAGCGCAGUGGGCAGCAACUGUACAAGAACAUGAUGGAUUGCCUUGUUAAAACCGUUAAAUCAGAAGGGUACUUUGGCAUGUACAGAGGUGCUGCAGUAAAUCUUACAUUAGUAACCCCAGAGAAGGCCAUAAAACUAGCUGCUAAUGACUUUUUUCGCCACCAACUGAGCAGUGAUGUUGGAAAGCUCACGGUUUUCAAAGAGAUGCUGGCAGGAUGUUGUGCAGGAAUGUGCCAAGUCAUCAUUACUACACCAAUGGAGAUGCUGAAGAUUCAGCUGCAAGAUGCAGGCAGGAUAGUGGCCCAGCAGAGAGUGAUGCCCGGUGUUGUAACAUCAUUAAAGAUGGGGGGGACCAACACUGUUCUCAGUCGUUCCUACAACACCGCCCCUACACCUCAAGUAAGGCGUAUGUCUGCUAUAGAAAUAACUAGAGAACUGCUGAGGACCAAAGGAGUCGCAGGGUUGUACAGGGGCCUUGGAGCCACACUGAUGAGGGACAUCCCAUUCUCUGUUGUGUACUUUCCUCUUUUUGCCCAUCUGCAGCAGCUUGGUAAGCAUUCAUCAGAAGAUCCAUCUGUGCCUUUCUAUUGGUCCUUUAUGUCUGGAUGCCUGGCUGGAUCUAUAGCUGCUGUAGCAGUCAGCCCUUGUGAUGUGGUGAAGACAAGGUUGCAAUCGCUCAAGAAAGGACCCAAUGAGGAGACCUACAGUGGAGUGGUGGAUUGCAUUAGAAAGAUCCUGAGAAAAGAGGGUCCAGGGGCUUUCCUUAAAGGAGCCAGUUGCCGGGCGUUGGUCAUUGCCCCUCUCUUUGGUAUUGCCCAGGUUGUUUACUGUGUUGGAGUUGGCGAGUUCCUCCUGGGCUACAACCCCUACAACAUCUACUCUACAUAAAGACUCUGUUACUGGGACUUUAUGAGGGCUUUUUCAAUUGCAGGUGCUAUACUCUGUGUGAUGGAGCCAGCGCUAUACAACUGUCUAGACUUUAUUUGUUGGGGUCUAGAGUUCAACACUAAAGGGACCACAAACAUGCCAUACAUCAUGCAUUUAGCUUGACUGUCUUUUACAACUUAAGUCUUAAAAAGAUUAACAUAUGACCUUAAAAAAACUAAAGUUGGGCCUUUUUAGUUUAUGGGCUUCAUUGUAGCUUACUGCUUACCUCACAAAGGGCUACUGUAUGUUGUAUGAUGAGGGAUUUGCCCUGAAGUAACCAGACCUAUCCCUGUGUUUUUAGAUUUCAGCCUUACCUCUAAAUAUACCCCACUUACCCCUUACUGUAACCCUAACCUGCAUACCGUAUUAGCUUCUUCCUCUUGGCCACUAUAGUAUGAUAUCUUGGAACAGGGUAGUGUUGGCCUAGUGGUUAGAGCAGUGCGCUUGUGCUCUGAGAUGGUUGCAAAUACCUGGUUCGAUCCCCACAGCCUGUGCUCUGGGUCCCUGAGCAAGACCUUUAACCCCACUGCUCCCCAGCCUGAGGUAAAUUUCUCCAACAUGAGAUCAAUACAGUUCAAUUAUUAUUAUUAAGAGUGCUUAGAAAAAAAACAACAAACAGAAAUAUUUACUUUAAAACUUUAAUCCUCCCUUAAAUGGUCAUAUCUGAAAUUAAGGUCUGGUUCUUGAUCAUGCUCUUUGUAUAUAUUGUAUAUUUCUCUUUCAAGUUUAAUACCUUUUUUCAUAUAACUGCUGCAACAAAUUGUUUCUGUUUUUGUAUCCUUAAAAUAACCGGACGACAAAUGAGGAAAACAGAUUGUUUGUGGGGUCAAAGAGUGCAAAGAAUUCAGCAUUUGGGCACUCUUUUCCUUAGAUCACUUUAAAUGGUUCUAAGAGCUUUUAAAGAGGUUUGUCCAAAAUGAUUUCCUGAACUAUCUCUCAUAGGAGGAUUACUGUUAUUUUAAGAUUACAAAGACUUUCAGCUGCAUACUUUCACUGUGAACUGAGGAUCUCAGACUAAAAUGUUUUGUUUUUGUGUGCAGAUAACCCUUUUUUCAUGAAUGCUAUAUAUUACAGCAAUGACUCAUGUGUCCUGUCUUUUUAAUAUUCUGUUUGUGCAUCUAAAACUGGUGACUACUUCAUUUUUUAUGUCUAAAAUUACAUGUGUAAAUAAAGUGUCUUGAG